AUGACGAGGAAGAAAGCGCCCCAAAUUCACCUUCUCCAUCUCGAUCUAGAAACUUCGGAUUCGGAGCGGUUAGAUUUGGCAAAGUAUGUGAAAUCGGAGAGGGUGAUUAGGGAGUUUGGGAAUGUGAUUGUUAUUGGAAAGGCUAAUUUGGUGAUUUAUAAAGGGCCUACUGUCAUUGCUAGCACACUUCACGCAGUGGCGAUUUUGUUGAAGGAAGCUAAGGAUUGGGACUGGUUCGUCAAUCUUAGCGCAUUUGAUUAUCCCCUCAUGACUCAAGAUGGUAAUUUGGAUUUAUACGUAGGGAAAUGCAGAUAUUGGGAUUUGGAACUCGGACGCGCUGAUGUUAGAGUAAAUUCAGUUAAGCUCCGGAUCCAUAGUUCGGAAUUGAAUGAACUGAAGUGAGAGCAAAAUAUGAUAUUUAUAUAAUAAGUAGGGUUUUGAUGUUGUUGAUGGAACUUUAGCAAUGGUUGAUGGUGAUAGAGCAUGGAACC
Messenger RNA from Hibiscus syriacus, 491 nucleotides. RefSeq names its product beta-glucuronosyltransferase GlcAT14C-like. NCBI's taxonomy places the organism in Eukaryota, Viridiplantae, Streptophyta, Magnoliopsida, Malvales, Malvaceae. The record is from RefSeq and is a predicted model, not a curated record. Gene Ontology annotation, cellular component: membrane. The transcript is spliced from 3 exons. The coding region runs from base 1 to 402 and encodes 133 amino acids. Gene Ontology annotation, molecular function: glucuronosyltransferase activity.